Molecule: messenger RNA, 1539 nt
Organism: Aspergillus versicolor CBS 583.65
Lineage: Eukaryota; Fungi; Ascomycota; Eurotiomycetes; Eurotiales; Aspergillaceae
Exons: 2
Coding region: 163-1383 (406 amino acids)
Biological process (GO): DNA-templated transcription
Molecular function (GO): DNA binding; zinc ion binding
Source: RefSeq, a predicted model, not a curated record
GCAAUAUUCACGCUUCAGGUCUCGGUAAGCGUUUACUUUUCUUUAUUGCGCACCCUUCACCCUAUUUACUCCCCUUUACCACUUUGUAUUGACGUUGCGGCGCGUGAUAACGCUGUCAACUAAUGCGAUAUCCAGGACAACCAAUUCUUUAGUGAAGCAUAUAUGCAACACAGCAUCAUGCUUUCCGUAUUUAGGGAGGCCGGGCUGUUUAAUGAGCAGUAUAUUCUCGCACGCCAUGACGCCAAAGGCGCCAUUCCCUCAAGCUGGCUUAGGCGGGAAUCCUUGAAGAGGCUAGCUUACUUUGCGUUUCGACUAGACAUAUACUUCUACUUCCUGCGUGGAUACCGCCCGAUGCUGAGAUAUGAUGAGUUCUGCCUCACGCUGCCAUGUUCCGAACGACUCUGGGAGGCACAGACUGCGGAGGAAUGGCACAAAGUGAAGCUGAUCGAAUCCAGAAAGCGGAAUCCAAUGUAUUUCACGCACUUGGUCGAUCAGGCCAUGGACCAGAACUGCCGUGCUACCCUUCCCCCGCUCCUGGAGGACGAGUACCUGUACGGACUGUGCGCGAUGCAAGCAUGGCUCUGGCAAGACGCUCAGCGGCAUCGGUCCCGGACAGAGUCCGCAGGGGUGCGGUCGAACUUGCAAAGCAAGACGCCCGCCAGCUUCUCGCGGAGCUCCGAAUUCUGGACCAAGCAACUGACGCUUUGGAAGGAGGGCUACAGAGACAGGGUACUCGGCCCGGAGCUGUCAUCAAAGGGUCACAGGGAGACGCUUGAGAUCAGCGCUAUCCCACUGUAUCACCUCUCGCAGAUCGUUCUAGCGGCCAAUGUGGAAACACUCAAAGAACUAGCGACCGACAGCCGGCUGCGCCCAUACUCAGGCACUUUCCGAAGACAGCUCGAAUCGAGCACCUUACGAUGGGUCCAGACUCCGGAUGCGAGGUUGGCGGUCUGGCAUGCCGCCAAGAUCCUGAAACUGUUGCGGGACAAGUUUUGCCAGCAGGACACGCAAGGCAACAACCCGUCCUCGACAAUCCCACACAUAGGGCUCAUUGCCUCGAUUGCCCUGUACGAGGCCGGCCUCGUGGUGUGGGCCUAUGCUCGCUCAGUUCAAGUCUGCGAUGCCUGUUCCAUGGGCUCCAGCUUGCAAGCAGCCAGCGACAGCUUAGAGUCGUUUGAGCUAUUUGGAAUGGAGCAGGAUGAACCCUUCCGACAUUGGCUGGAGCAUGGGGGGCGGGAGCUGAUGGACGGGCGUUCUGUAUGUGCUUGUAAUCUCAGUAGUCUUGUCGGUCUCUACGAGGCGGUUCUGCUACGAUGCGGCUCCCAGUGGCGCUGCGUCUCGCAGAUGGCACAGUCUUUAUCACAGUUAAAGCAGGGCGAUUGAACUUGCGAAUAUCAUUCGGAGUGCUCAGAUCUAGUGUGCCUCCGCUGUUUUGUAUGGCUCAUCUUGGGCGGCUGACUAGUACGUAAGAAACCACGCACAAUCGAGAUAUCGCUCUAAACAAUUGUCCAUCUCGAAUGUCGAAUCAUCGAAUCAUUC